Messenger RNA from Anthonomus grandis grandis, 10411 nucleotides. RefSeq names its product S phase cyclin A-associated protein in the endoplasmic reticulum (gene ssp3). The transcript has 30 exons. NCBI's taxonomy places the organism in Eukaryota, Metazoa, Arthropoda, Insecta, Coleoptera, Curculionidae. The record is from RefSeq and is a predicted model, not a curated record. The coding region runs from base 207 to 5597 and encodes 1796 amino acids.
CCAAAAGAGUAACCGCGGCUCUUACCAAUUCAACGCUGAAAAUCGGCUAAUAUUCUAUAGUUCUCGGCUAAGACGCAUGCGUGUAUCUUUUUGUUAUUUACCUCUCAAACUGUCAAAACAAAUGUCAGUUGAGAUUAUUUUUCCGUGGAAAGUAUUGCGAAAAACUAAUGAAAUACUGAAAUUUGCAGAAGACAAGUAAAAAAAAAAUGGAGCAAGUACGUCUCUUGGUCCAGGAGCAGGGACGUGAGGCAAGAAAUUUGCUGACAUUCAACAUUUCGGCCGGAAACGACUUUCCCAGCAAAAUAGCAAAAAAACCUCCCUGUGCACCGAGGGCUUCAGAGAUACAUAGUAACAAGCAGACAACCAUGAAUAGAAGAGCUGGGGCUAGAGUUCGCUCUGCCUCUACAGGAAGAGACAAAAAUUCUGAGCUUAGGGCUCGGUACUGGGCAUUGUUGUUUGGUAACCUUCAAAGAUCAGUGGCGGAAAUUUACAACACCGUGGAGACACAUGAAAGCCUUACAGAGUGUCAAGAAGUAGUUUUGGUACUUGAAAACUACUUAAGAGAUUUUUCAGCACUGGCAGAUUGGUUCAAGUUAAAGUGGGAUUAUGAAAAUACACCUGCACUCCAAAGACCUACAUCAUUAGCCUGGGAUAUUUCCAAAACUGCUCUAUCCAAACCUAGUAGGUCAGGCAAAUCCAGUCCCAGCUUGGGCAGUGGACGCAAUAGUCCAAACCCAACCAUUUCAGGCAAGAUUAGUCCAAGAAUUCAAGCCACGAAAUGCAAAAACUGCACUUGUAAUUCCUGCCCUUCAAGCCCCUUGCCACCAGUUGAGCCGCCGAUACCAGAAGGUAUACCAAUUGGUCUGCAAACAGAUGAAACUCCAGUUUCUAUUCCUGACUUAUUGCAAGAUGAAGUGCAAAAAAUACCCUUAAAAGCUGUGCAAGAUGAAAGUCAGAAGACACCUUCAAAGACACAACCUAAAGUUGACACGAACUUAAAAAAGAAAAUUGAAGGAAAAGUUAUAGAGGCUAAGGUUAAAAGUGGCGCAAGAGUAUCGGCUAGUAAAGGUGAUUCUAAACAGGCUGUGCCCAACAAAAAAGAGAAACCAAUUCCCACAAAAUUAAAAGCUGAAAAACAAACAGGAAAAACAAGUAUUAGGAAGAGUAAUGAUGAUUUGAAAAACGCCGUCAAAGAUGAUAAGGUGUCUGUAGGGUCUACUGAGCCAAUCGAUCAAAGGAAUGGGAAAAGUAGUUGUAUGUCUAAGCAGAAUUCAUUGGAAGAAACUGAAUCUCAAAAGGAUCAAUCACAGACAAUAAAAACCUUAGGUCUGGACCAAAACAAGCAAAAUAUCGGAUUAGAGCUGACCGAAAACGUAGCAAAUUUUUUCACAAACUGCUCUAUAAAAAAUAUUGACUCUCCCAGCGAAGAUCAACGGACUUACGACAUUUUGCGGAAAGUCGGAGUCGAAAGCGCAGAAAAAGGAACGAGCACAGAAGAUUUUCCAAGACUGCCAACGAAAAAAUCAAAUGUGCUCAAAAUAAACCAAGAAUGCCAAACGGAUCCAGAAAAAUCAGAGCCUGACCAUAAAGCGCCCAAAAAUAUAACCCCCGCUGUGAAACUUCACAUCCGGCAAGCGGCGACAAUGAAACCCACUUCGACCAUUGAGAGUCCUAGGACCGCACCCGUAAAACCAGCAAAUACAGUGACGAGACCCGCGUAUUCUGUGGCCUUGACUAAAAGCGCUUCUGCGAAAAUAGUACCUCCGAGACCAAAAGUGGAAGUGAGAAGCGUUCAAAGUGGAAAAAGUGUUACGGGGACACAGAGAGGACAGGGAUUAACCAGAAGUCGGACGGCUUCUGAAAUGAAUCCCCAAAAACCUCCAUGCCAGAAUAUCUUGAAACCUAGAUUCCCUCACAAGCCAAAAAGUAUUCCAAAUAAUCCUGAAUAUUCUAUAGGAAAAGAAUUUACAGCCAUACCAUCUUCUUCGCUUCCUUCACGUCCCAAGCCAUUUUUACCAAAAAGCAAAACUCUAAUUGACAUGAAUAGAAAACAUGUGAGCGAUAUGAAGUUUUCCGGUACUCAGAAUAGACCCAAAAUUAACAACACCCUACGCCCAAAUCACGGCAAUGAGGCUCGCCCAUUACCAGCACAAAAAAUGACUCAAAAUCGACCUUUCGUCUUAUUAGUGAAGAGCAAAACCACUUUGACGAAAGAUCAGCUGAGCAAAAGUUUAUCUUUCGAUGAAUAUGCCAGUUCUGUUGAGACUUUGGUGCCCCAGGGACAGUCACGAGAAAACAUAAACAGUAUAAGCAUUUCUAGUAAUAGUAUAGCCAGUUCCCAAGAGACUUUAAACAAUGACAACACAAAAACCGAACAUUCCGAUGGUUGGCUUACCGUUAAAGCUCGAAGAUUUAAAAAUGGAAAUAAUAAGCCCAGACGGUCAGAUACAGCAUUAUCCUGGGCAACGAGAUUCCAUCAGGUAAGCGCUACCGCCAGUCUACCGGCCUUGGCACUCCUGCCUGAGGGUUCUGAUGGUCUAAAAUCUCAGAAGUCUAUGGAUAAAAGCGUUAAAGAGAACCUUAAUAGCUUAAAAAGUCUAAAAAAUAACGUGAGUAAGCAAGCAACCGUUGCCGGACUAAAAAGGUCUCAUUCUACUAUGACCAAGAGUAAUUUGAAAAUACACGAGGGCGUGCAAGACAAAAAUAACGCGAACUUGAUUAUUAAGAAAGAGGUUGAAAGCGAGCGAAGUAAGAAGAAGGAAUUCGAUGUUGAUUCUGAAACGGAUGAUGAACAGUCGAAAUUAAAGGAGAUGCAAGACGAAAUGGCCACUGAGGAGGAACAUAGGAAGAAAACUAAAGAGCUGAAUGAGGAGGAGGAUAGGUUACAUAAGGAGAUUGAAAAAUUAAAGUGUGUUGAUAUUGAAGUCGAUACAGAAACCGAUGGUACAGAGACUGAUGGGGAUGAACUCCAAGGAGAUAAUGAGAAUUGUCCUAUAGGAAUGCUGGACGACGAUCAUAUUUCUUUGGAAGCACGUUAUGAACCAAUGCUGGCAGGCAUGUCUUGGAGCGAACGUGUAGAUACACUGGCUGCUCUGGAGGCAAUUAACGCUAGACAUCCAGGCAGAGCUCUGGAAUUACACCAGAAACUCUCUAACCCUAAAAGAAAAAUCAGUUUUACGGAAGCUGUCAGAAGGUAUCAAGCAAAGCAAAUAAAAGCCCAGAAACGUAGGGAAGAUUUACAGUUGGAGAGGGCGCAAAAGCUACAAGCUCUUAGUGCGAGAGUGGAAGACGUAAAAACUGCUAAGUUACUGCUUAUCGAAGAGAAGAGAAAAAGAAUGGAAAUGAGGUUACAAAAAGCAGCCCAAAAUCGCAAGAAACAUAUCAAGGAUAUUGUAAAAAAAGCGCACGAUGAAGAAGAAAAACUCAAAGAAAUUGCCUUUAUAAAUGAGUUAGAGGCGCAAAAUAAACGCCAUGAUUUCCUGCAGUCUUGCAGGGAACGUAGAGGCAGAAUUCAGGGAAUACAAGAAGAUCGUAGAAAAAGACAAGAGGAAAAAGCUGCUAAAGAAGCGGCAGUCGAAGAAAGAAGAAAGGCUUUAGAAAGAGAGAGGCUUGAGAGGUUGGAUAGGCUACAAGAUGAAAGAAGGCAAAGAGAUGAAAGGAUAGGUCAACAACAGCAACAAAGGGAGCGAGAGCGUCAAGAGUUAGCCAGAGAGAAAGCGAGAGACAGAGAGGAACGAUUGUCAGCUCUUCACGAAAAACAAUUAGCCUCUACCCAAGAGCUUCAGAAACGAAUUGAACAAAAACAAGAAGACUCGAAGCGUAGACACGACGAAAAUAUGGAACACAUUCGACAGAGAGCGCUUGAGUUGUCUAUUUUAAGGUGCAACCAGGACGAUAACCAGGCACCUAAUAUGGUACCGUAUCCGCAAGCCAAGCUGUGUACUGUUUGUAAUGUGCUUAUAAAAUCUGAGGUGUAUCUUAUGAGCCAUCUUAGGGGCCGUUUACAUCAAGAAGCUGCGAAACAAGCAAACCCAGGUAUUAAGGAGGAUAAAACUUUAUUGAAAUUGAAUUCUACGUACGCUUUUUUAGGCCUUUCAACUGAUGAUUUAGAGCAGUAUAAUGUAAAACAAAUUGUUGAUGCACCUGAUGGAAAAGAAGAUCCUAAAGUGUUGGCUGCUAAGGAACGCGGUAAAUCUUAUAGGAAGAGGUGUAAAAAGAUCAGGCAGAGAAUGACGAAUAAAGGUGCUGAAUAUGAAAGUUCCUACAAACCUCCAAUAAUUGAUGGCAGUAAUAAAAGGAGUUUAAACAGAAACAUCAAUACCAUAGGCAGUAUAACAAAUCAGGCUAAUCAAGGUCUGUCACCGUCAAGUAUGAGUCAACUGGAUCGGAUUUUGAAUGAACUUUCUAGAUUACUGACUAAAGGCAAUAGCAGCGAUAUUUUAAUCUUCCAAAGCGUUGGAGGCUUUGGGGUCUUAGGAAAACUUUUAUCUUUAGGUUUGGAUGGCAAUCAAGCUGUGUCAGUUAAGACACUAAUUAUAUGCUGUAACUUAUGGCAAGUUGCUUGUAAAGGUCCAGAUGGUGCUAAAAAUUGCGAAUAUGUCAUUUUGUCUAACAAACUUAUGUCAGCUGUAGAUCUGUUAAAUAAUCGGCUGUUGCAAUUAGAUGAUUGUGAGGAAAACCUACCAGCAGACCCUCUGAGUGCUGCUUUAAUGCAAUGUUUAGCGUUGGUGCUUAGAAAUACUCCUAAAUCUACUCCUACUAGUAGGGUGCAUGACAUUGUUAGCUUCAGCGUUUGCUCUGGUAUCGUUGAGCACCUGGCCAGGUGUUGCUUGGCUGUCAGAGGUCCGGUUCAUGAUGUACAACCUGCAUGCUCAUUUUUCCUUGCAGCGUUAGAGUUUCUGGCAGCUCUAGCCUAUCAUUGCCCUGAAGAUAGUGAUCCUACACAUCUGGUUUCAACCCUCCAUGCUACAGAACUAUUAGGAUGUGUGUCGAUGCUUUAUGGUUCCUUGCUGCCUCCGGAUUCUAGCCCGAGAGUGGAAGGGCAGGCACCACAACUCAUUCCAACGCCAUGUCUUAGUCUUGCCACUGCCACCUUUAGGUUCUUAAGGAGAGUGGCUGAGGUUGACUUGAGCAAGUUUCAGGAAGUGUUAGGGGCAGAAGGAAUUUCCCUUCAGUUCAGACAUAUAAGUAGUCACUUGCUCUGGUCCUGUGCCUCACCUUCAAUACCAAAAGUAAAUGGUAAAGACAAUACUCCUGUAAUAGAAGCUUAUGAGGAACUCCUACAUGAAGUCAUAACAGUAACUGGAUACUUCGCAGUUGGUAACAAUGAGAAUCAGAUGCUGCUAGUUAGCGGUCAGGCUCCGUCGGUGCUGCAACAAUUAUGUUCGUUACCGUUUCCUUACUUUUCUGUGGAGAAGCUCUCAAGUGUGCUCUAUCCGACCUUAUUAGCUUGCUGUGUAAAUAACCAGCACACUACCGCUAUUUUGAAACAAGAGCUGUCUUAUGACCUUCUAGAAAACUUUAGAAAUUCCGAAACAGGAAAAGCCCUCAGACUGAUACAACUAUUAAACGCCAAAAAACCCAAGAUUAAGAAUUAGAUUUAUCGAAUUCACCAUUCGCAUUAUGUGUGCAAUUAUCUUAUAAAAAAGCGGACAACACAUAUAGGGCCGUAAUAUAUGUAUUAAUAGAAGUUAAUCAUAAUGCGCACUUAUUUUUUUGAUAAAAUUAUGUUUUAUAACUCCUAAAAUAUAAAAUUAGAUACAGCCACAUAUUUCAUAAGUUUUAGAUGAUAUAAGGGAGGGUGGUGAACUUAAAAACAUUUUUAUAAUAGAUUAACUGAGGACGAAACUAAAUUUUAAAUGAAUGCUGGGGGUAUAUCAUUACAAAUACCAGUCAGUUUAUAUAUAGUAAUCUCGUAUUAUUACUGCCGUUUUAUAUACUUAAGAAGUGUUUCAAUAAGAACUUCAAUUCUCAGUCAUUACACAACUUGUAAGAAAUGCCAGUUUAAACAUUUUGUGCAUAGUUUUCUGUCAAUAUUUUUUUGAGAACUAUUUAUCAAAUUGAGAGAAGCAUUAACCAACUGGUAUAAUGAUUCUCGUGGCCAAAUGUAUAUGCUGUUCCUCUCUUAGUGAGUGGCUUUCUUGUCUGAGUUGGGAAGAAAGGGUCGUAGUAUUUUUUGAAUAGACUUUUUUUAUAAUUUCCAGCUGAUUUUCUAGUUAACAGAGAUUUUUUAAGGUAUGCAAGUCCAUCAUUUUACCAUAAAUUGUAUUCAUGUUUAAUGAGAUUUACGAGAUUUAUCGUACUAGUUCACUUCUUAAAUCAUGGGAGUAAGAGACAAUUUGUUCUAACGAAUGGAAGUCUCAUUAGCUAUGAUCUGGUAUCAAUCCAAGAUCAGCCCAAUUCAAUGUUCUCGUUAGAUUUUUCACCACAUAAUUGUCCAUUACUCAUUUUCUUUUAGUUUGCUUGAAAUUAGUUGUGAAUUUACUAUAGAGAAGUUCUUAUUAACUACUGCCGAUCAUUUAUCUGUUGUUUUAGUUUUUAAAUCUAGUCUCUAGUAUCAGCCUUAUAUAGUUUUUUUCUUUUAAUAUCAACUAGUUAAGCUGUUUUUAUUUAAAUAUUAUCGACUUAUCGUUCUCCACUUAACCACCUUUGCAUUCUCAUAUUUCACAUCCUACUAUCCAAGCGUGAUAUUGCUGUAUCAGUAGUAAAAGGCAGUGGCAUAAGUUCUGCCUGACAGGCUUCUUUUUCCUUUCCUUCUUCUUUUUUCUUCUUUCUCUUCAUAUACAGCGUCCUUUUUUAGCUGCCUUAAAAUUGCCUUUAUGCUUUCCAUAUUUGAAAGAAUUUCUCCAGAAUCUAUUUUGUUAGUCUCGAAUCCGCGACUUUACCCUGAAGUAUGGGUCUAAAUCCACAUUUUCAGUUUUUUCCUGUAUCUUUAUUCUUUUUUUUUUGUACUGGGACCCAAUAUCACCUAAAGCUGGACAAACAAAAGUUGUACACUCGACCUAACGCAACUCGCUUUUUCUUCUUCCAACUAAGAUAUCAACAUUUCUACCUGGGACAUUUUCUUAGGUUAGUUCCUCUUUUAGGUUGUUUAGUUUUAGACUCUUUUCCUUUUACUUUGUUUUUUUUUUCAUUUAUUUUCUUCCCAGUAUCAUUAAUUGAUCAGCUCUAGGACUAACAACCACUGGUUAAGUUAUUAUUUUUAGUCUUUUAUUCAGAUUUUUCUUUUAUUGUUCUUUAGAUAGUAUUUUUAUGAUACAUUUUCUUCCUGGUGUCAUUAAUUAGUCAUGUGUGUCAUGCCUAUUCAGAAUAGUUGAACUUAAGGGCCAUUCUUAUAUGGUACCGACAACUUAGCAAUUUUAUUAUUUGAGCUUAUUUGUACUCAAAGUGUCCUUAUCUUUGCAGUUGGAUAUUGUUGAGAAUUUAAGUUCUUAGUGAUUCACACAAAUAAUAAUGAUACACACAAAUUAAGCAAUGAUGCCAAUUCAUUUAGAAACAUUGUUUGAAAUAUUGUUUUUAGGUUUAAAGAGAAUAUUAAUAAAUGUAAUAGAAGUCAUGAGUGAGCUUAUUCUCUGCAUCAAAGAUUUUAAAUGUGAGGAAAUGGAUUAGAUUGAUUAGGGGAACAUGGGGAAAGACGGGGCCGCUAAGCAUUUAUAUAAAUAAAAAUGUAACAAUACAAUAAAAAAAUAACGUUUAUUCUAAAAUCUCUUUUAUUAACAUCCAUAACUGUCUUGGCGUAAAAAUAAUUAACUUAUCUUACACCAAAAAAUAAAAAAACCCAAUUUUCUUUACAAAGGAAAUUUGAAAUUUGCCGCGUGCCCGGGGUAAGAUGGGGGUAACGAGUUCAAAACGAAAAAUAAUCACAUAUAUGGCAGAUAUCUAAACAGUCAUCUUCUACUCCGGCGCAAGAAUUGUGGCACCACUUUUGACAUAUAUGACAAGCUAUCCAUCCUUCAGCGGACCCCACAUACCUAUCACCACAGUAUAAACAUUCGGUGUCGUCUUCGGCUGUAUUCUCUGAAGCAGCAUUUGUCCUUUAGUUUUAUUUUUGACCUGUGUUUUCUUUUUAACCACUUAUUGCUUUUUUUUCUAUCGGAACUGGAAGUUUUUAGAUCUUCAAGUUCUCUUUUAUACGGCGUUGACGUAAGGAUGGCCGUCUUGCCUCGAUGGCAAUUAUUUUUUCUGGCUUUUAUUUCUAGAGUAGGAACAGGCAUUAUCUGAGCUGGAGAACAGUUUUCAAAGCUGGUACUUAAGUCACGGCAAACAUUUUCUGUAAAAUUCGAGGAAACUCUUUUAGGUGGCGUGGCUUGCCUCUGGGGUUUUAUGUAACGGACUAUGAGAUAAUGUGGCAAGCUUACUCAAAGGGCAAUUAUCUUCAUCAUCUGAGCUUUGGUAGCCGGAAGAUGUGAGAUGAUGUGGGCCUGAUAGCUGGUAGAUAGCUAAACAUCAUCACUAGAACUUAUGGUUGAGUGAUUACUAGGAAUAGCAACCGGAAUUAAAUUCUUAGUUAAGUUUGGCUGAUUUUUUUCAUGGAUGAUAGAGGGAAGACCAUCUUUAUUUGCAUUUGCUUGUGAUUGAGGAACUUGCUCAUCCUCCGUCAGGCUUAUGUUUGUUGUUUCUGCAGCAAGAAAAUCGGCAUCUGUAAAGUUCUCAGAGUUGAAUGGCCAUAUGCCGCAUUUCCGAAAUUUGUUAAUCGCUGUAGACAUAGUGGCAGCUUGUAUGAAAGCUUUACCAAAAAUUUCGCUAAUUUGGAACAUGUUAAUAACUACCUGGAUUAGAUCUAAGCCAUGCUGUUGCAGCUUGGUCAUAAUAUACACUAAAGGCUUCAUAAAAGAAACAUCUAACGGCUGAAGCCGAUGAGUGCAGAGAGGUGGGAAGCAGAUUAUAAUCACACCGUUUUCUCUAGCAACGUCUAUAAGUUCGAUGUUCUUUGUGUGCAUAGAGUGACCGUCAAGUAAAAGUAGCACUGGGUUGUUUUUAGUUGCUCCACUGAAUUGGACGAAAGCUUUGAACCAUGAGACAAAUAUGUCUGUUGUCAUCCAUCCACUGGCAUUGCAAUGAAAAGUUGUUCCUGGUGCCGAGUUAUUCAUUAAUUCGGCUUUCAUCCGUUUCCGAGGAAACAUUAGCAUCGGGGGCAUAUAAUUCCCUGCUACGCUAACACAAAUCUCGACCGUAACUAUUUGUCCUCGUUCAGCUGAGGAUAGCGACCCAACUUGCUUCCUACCCUUGCGUGAAAUUAUCUUUGACCUUGUUUUUGAAACCGAAGAGACUCCCGUUUCAUCAUAGUUAUAAAUCCUAUCCUUUUAUAGGCGAAUAUAACCAACAAAUUUUUUUGUGAAAAGAUUCUUCUAUACAGGUACACUGCAGUAGGAAUAAUAAGUUUCACUUUAACUUCCUGCACACUUUAUGGCAAGCGAUAUAAUAUGCCAUAAAAUAAGAUCAACCAAAGGUCAAAAUGAUAAAUUGGCUGUAACUCGAGCAGACGCGCACCGUCUCGGAUGCACUGAGUGCGGGUAUUGUCCGGAUAUGUGACUCUAAGCAAUAAAGGUGGUCACACACUUUUAGGUUUUGAUGUAAUCGGGAUACCCCAUCUUACCUCAUGAUCCCGUCUUGCCCCUAGUUCCCUUACUAAUUGUAUUCGUGGAACUUAAACUUCCUUCAUUGUUGAUGGUUUACAUCAGUCAAUAAAAGAACUCAUACUUAAUAAUUCUAAAUCAAAAAAAUAUGUUGAGGAUCCAAAUGUGGAAGUUAAUAUGUUACUGAUGGAUCAAAGAUCUGGAUGGGUGAGGCACUGAAAUAUGUAUUCAAUGCCAGGUUAAUUUAGUUCGUUUCAAUGGGCAAAUAAAUCACAAUUCUAUGGAUAUAUGCCUAAGGAAAAACUUGACAAAAAACUUACUUUAAUAGAAACAUCAUCAUCUGUACAGACAGCCAAGGUCAAUUAAAGAUAGAGCUUUUGAGCAAGAGCUUGUUAAAAGAUGAUAAACCACUCACAUUAUCUUUAAAAGCCUUGCACUUGAAGAUGAUAUUCGUGAGAAAGAAUUAUUAAGAUGAUGACGAAUUCCUGCUUUAAUUUUUAAUGUUAGUCUUGAUGAUACAUUUAGUUAAAUUCGAAACGUCCAUAAUACAGUAAUAGAUUUGACUUUUUGGUACCUUCUACUGAUAAAUCAGGAAACAUCUAAUUAUUUAUAGUUCAAAUAAAUGUUUCUGUAUGGAUGCGCCAUCUAGCAAUCAACUUAAGUUAUUAAUUUUUUUUCCCGUUAGGAAGCCCUUAUCUGUCACAUUCACAAAUUUAUAUAAUUUACUUUUUGUGAUCAUGCUUUGUGAUUUCUUCCUCUUCUAGCCCUAGAGUGUAUUUUUUACUAUUUUUAUUAUCUAUAUCUAUAAACAUUAAUAUAACACAAUUUUUGCCAAC